UACCAGUAGCUGGUUUCUCUGGAAAUGUGCUGCUCUGAUGGCUUGUAUGAUUUAUCUCAAGCCCUAAUCGCAGAUCUUGGAUGAAUGCCAAGGAAGAGGCUGAAGGCCAGCUGAAGGGCGAGGUUCACCAUGGCCGUCGUCCUGGUUGGAUUCACAGUCUCGAUGAACGUGAACAGUAAGCUAUCAAAGUCUGACGGGGGUUUGGAGUAAGCUAUCAAAUAAUCCUUAGACGACCUACUCUCGUGUCCUUUGGAAGAUGAUGAACUCUACUACAUUCGGUGCUCCUCUGAUGAGACACUCUGAGGGACAGGUUGUCCUCGGAGGAAAUGGCGAAGAUGUCGUUGUCAAGCCUGCAGAUUACCCUGGCCGCGAACAGCCCUAUGAACACCGCUUUUCGCCAUAUGAUUUCAAUGGUGGAACCGUCGCCGGUGUCUCGGGCGAGGACUACUUGGUGAUUGCUGCCGAUACGCGAAUGAGUUCUGGCUACGAAAUCUUGUCACGGAAUACAUCCAAGUUGCAUCAACUCAACCCCAAUGCCAUCUUGGCCAGUUCAGGCUGCAAGACCGAUAUGGACCAGCUUCGAUCUGUCUUGGAUAUCAAGAGCAAGAUUUACCAGCACAAUCAUCGCAAAUCCAUGACGGCAACCUCCACUGCUCAGAUGUUGAGUAACACUUUGUAUGGCCGUCGAUUCUUUCCCUAUUAUGCUUUCAACGUUCUGGGGGGAAUCGACGCCGAAGGCAAGGGAUGCUUGUUUUCCUACGAUGCCAUUGGUAGUUUUGAACGCACCCAGUACUCGGCCACUGGAUCGGGACAGGCCUACGUGAUUCCCUUUUUGGACAAUGUCAUUGGAAACCGUAACCGCACCGAAGAAAAGCCUACCCUCUCCAAGGAAGAGGUGGUGGAAUUGAUGAAGGAAGCCUUUGUGUCAGCAGGAGAGCGGGACAUCUACACGGGAGAUGCCCUGGAAAUCAUGGUCAUGACCAAGGACGGGGUCACCAAAGAAACCUUUGAGCUCAAGAAGGACUAAUUUGAAUCGAUUUACUAGAUAUAGAUGUGUGGUUGUAACGUAUAUUAUCGAUUGCAUCUUUUUUAAAAAAGGGCACCUUUUCUAGCUAGCUAGCCAACUCAAAUUGCAGAAAAAAGAUUUCCCAUCCAGAGGUUCCCUCCAAUGGAUUGAUUCCUUUUCCUGACGGAAGACUAAGUAUCAUCUCUCGCUGACAUGUGUUUCCUGACCAACUCGAGAUCCGCCUCCUCCGCAGCUGGAAGCUUGCGAAGCAUCAACAACCGAGGACAAUGAAUGUUGGGAUGGUACGAUGUAGUGGGUUGACACCUCUCUGAACCAAUACCGGUACGGUAGGGUGCAGAUGCAGAUGUCAGUACAGGUAUGAUACACAAUAUAUGUAAAACUGAAUAUGAUCUGCGGUAGCUACUCGUGUACGGUACCUGGUACCGGUAGCAAAGAACCCUCGCGUGCAUGUCAUUGAUGCUUCUGCAAAAGACUGUAGAAAUUACUAUACUGUUCUACAGUGUCCGCAAUAGUGAUUGUUCACUGUUUACUGUUUUAACUUUUCUACAAUACAGGACAAGGUCCAAUCAAGGAGAGAAAACCGGAAAUUUACUGUUUAUAAAUGUCAUCUCUGGAGUUUUUCCUCAGAGGGAUAGAUUUGCAUUCCUCCCUUGAUAUUAAGAUAUCUCUAAGUUCACCUGGA
Messenger RNA from Seminavis robusta, 1709 nucleotides. The record is from the annotation of a GenBank genome assembly. NCBI's taxonomy places the organism in Eukaryota, Bacillariophyta, Bacillariophyceae, Naviculales, Naviculaceae.